AAAAUGUGUUGUUAAAGCAGUCGCUGGUCUCUCCCAAUCAUCGUAAAUAUGUUCGCCUUCAAGUUUGCCAGAGAUCUUGCCAGCUGCAAGUACAAUAUGCGUUGUAAACGAGUUAGGUACUUCUAUGGUGUGGCGAUUGUUGUGUGUACAGUUUGGACACUGGUCUAUAUUGUACUCAAUGGUACACUGCUUAAUUUGGAAGAGAAAGAUUCAACGAUGGCCGUCGAUAUUGACAUUGCAAACAAUUAUAAACAAAGGGAAAUGGUACCAGUUUCUAAUCAACCAUGUGAAGAAUCUACCAACAUAGCGUUUAUUAAAGUACAUAGUGCUAGUGGUGCGGUCAUUGCCAACAUUUUGCAGAGAUUUGGUGACAGUCGUAAUCUAACUUUCAUUUUGCCCAAAGAGAAGAACACAGAUUCAGCAGGAUGGCCGUACUGUUUCCAUACCAACCAUAUGUUGCCUAGCACCAGUGGCAAUUACAAUAUUCUGUGCAACCAUGCGGUUUAUAAUCGUCGUGAAUUUGAUAAAAUAAUGCCAAAAGACACUGCCUACGUCACUAUAUUACGUAAUCCCCGGCACCACUUUGAGGCUUUGUUCAAUAGCUAUCGAUUUGGUAGAAUGCUUGGGAUACAUGCCAAUGACCCACUUCAUGAGUUUUUGAACAGACCUGACGAAUACGUCAGCUCUGUAACAUCCACAGACAGAUUUCUCCUGCAAAAUCCAAUGGCUUAUGAUUUGGGGUUUGACCCAGAGUUUUUUAAAGACGAAGAUGCGAUAAUGACAUUCAUUAAAGACAUUGAGAAUAAUUUCAAGCUUGUCAUGAUUUCCGACUAUAUGGAAGAGUCCCUGGUCUUAUUAAAACGGCAGAUGUGUUGGACUCUUGAUGAAGUCAUCUACUAUGAAUUAAGCACUGCGAAGAUACAUUCAGAGUAUAGAAGUGAGAUGACGAAUGGUCUAAGAGACAAACUGCGAGAAUGGAACUUUGCAGACCAUGCAUUAUAUCAGCAUUUCAACAAAACAUUUUGGAAACGAGUCCACGCAGAGGGAGAAGAUUUUUCACAAGAGGUUGAGCAUCUGAGAUAUCGGAAUAGACAGAUUUACGAUUUCUGCAUGAUGGAAAAACUCAACCAUAGUAAUAAAUUUACUACAGUGAAACUGCCAUUCGAUAAAACUAUUUGUGAGAAGUUAGACACUUCAGUUCCUGAGUACACAAACAUACUGCGUAAUAAACCAAAUCAGUAUUUAAAAUGGGAGCUAUGA
Messenger RNA from Saccoglossus kowalevskii, 1260 nucleotides. Its product is annotated as galactose-3-O-sulfotransferase 2-like. NCBI's taxonomy places the organism in Eukaryota, Metazoa, Hemichordata, Enteropneusta, Harrimaniidae. Gene Ontology annotation, cellular component: membrane. Gene Ontology annotation, biological process: glycolipid biosynthetic process. Gene Ontology annotation, molecular function: galactosylceramide sulfotransferase activity. The record is from RefSeq and is a predicted model, not a curated record.